Molecule: messenger RNA, 693 nt
Organism: Hibiscus syriacus
Lineage: Eukaryota; Viridiplantae; Streptophyta; Magnoliopsida; Malvales; Malvaceae
Product: cytokinin riboside 5'-monophosphate phosphoribohydrolase LOG8-like
Exons: 7
Coding region: 1-693 (230 amino acids)
Biological process (GO): cytokinin biosynthetic process
Cellular component (GO): cytosol; nucleus
Molecular function (GO): hydrolase activity, hydrolyzing N-glycosyl compounds
Source: RefSeq, a predicted model, not a curated record
AUGGAAGAAGAGAAAGGAAGAAGCAAGUUCAGAAGGGUGUGUGUUCUCUGUGGAAGCAACUCUGGACAUAGGAAAAUCUUCAGCGAGACUUCUCUUGAAUUGGGAAAUGAACUGGUGAAGAGGAAGAUAGACUUGGUAUAUGGUGGAGGAAGUGUUGGCUUGAUGGGUUUGAUAUCCAAGACAGUAAAUGAUGGAGGCUGUCAUGUUCUUGGGAUAAUUCCGAAAUCUCUCAUGCCUCUAGAGAUAUCAGGAGAAACAUUUGGAGAAGUGAGAACGGUUUCGGACAUGCACGAACGCAAAGCGGCAAUGGCCCGAGAAGCCGAUGCCUUUGUUGCUCUUCCUGGUGGAUAUGGAACAAUGGAAGAAUUGCUGGAGAUGAUAACAUGGUCCCAACUUGGAAUACAUAAGAAAACUGUUGGUUUGUUAAACGUCGACAGUUACUACAAUAAUUUGCUCACAUUAUUCGACAACGGUGUUAAAGAAGGUUUCAUCAAGCCAGGUGCUAGGCAUAUAAUUGUCUCUGCUCCAAAAGCCAAAGAACUUAUGGAGAAGGAGCAAUACAAAACUUCCGACCAACACGUGGCUCCUCAAGAAAGCUGGCCACUAGUAGAUAAAAAAUAUGUGCAAAGAUCAACCUUAGCAAGGUCACCAACAGCGCUGACGCGUCACUUCAACAACCGGUCGUGUUGUUGA